This is a messenger RNA of Galleria mellonella (greater wax moth), 1488 nucleotides long. RefSeq lists its product as uncharacterized. Gene Ontology annotation, biological process: regulation of transcription by RNA polymerase II. Gene Ontology annotation, molecular function: DNA binding. The record is from RefSeq and is a predicted model, not a curated record. NCBI's taxonomy places the organism in Eukaryota, Metazoa, Arthropoda, Insecta, Lepidoptera, Pyralidae. Gene Ontology annotation, cellular component: transcription regulator complex; nucleus. The coding region runs from base 206 to 823 and encodes 205 amino acids. The transcript has 2 exons.
ACAUUGCAUAUUGCCAGUGACCGCCAUCACGCGAUAUCGUGGCGACACGGCUUGCUCGCACGAAGCGGCAACGUCGCAAACGCUAGGUCGAUCGCUCGGAACGGGAGCGGCGAGCGAGCGACUCGCCGCGGGACCGCGCCAGCCAGUCGCCCGAUCGCGUUGCUGUCGCGUACACCCUCGCGUGUAACGUGUUUCCCGCGCAAACAUGGCUCCCAAAACGAUAAAACUUAAAGAGAAAGUUAUAUUGAAACUUAUUAAAGAAAUCAGGGAACGACCGUGUCUGUGGAACUCUAAUCAUGAGGAUUACAAUGAUAGAUUGCAAACUAUCACCGCAUGGAAACAGAUCAAGGCGAUAUUGAAGAUACCGGACGACGUCCUACGAAUAAAAUGGAAAAAUCUCCGUGACACAUUUAAAAGGGAAUUUAGGAAAUACAAUACGGAGUCCCUCGAAGACUAUCCGGGCAAGUGGACUUUCUUCAAAUAUAUGUGGUUCGUACACGAGCCCGAUUAUCCAGUGGUCCCGGUAAGCGACGGAUCACUGGACAGCGAUGACUCUGAACAAAAUGAAGGUGUCAAAUCUGAACCUAUGGAAUCAGAAUACGUAGACGAAACUGCACACGAAGAACAAGAUCCCAUGCCAGUGAAAAAGAGGAGAUUGAGUGAGGAGAACGAAUAUGAUCUGAUGUUCCUGAAAUCCUUGGCGCCUUAUUUUAAAGAAUUAGAUCUAAUGAGAAAGUUAGUGUUGAGAAGUAAAAUGCAAGAUAUGAUACUGAACGAACUGGCUGCGCAGGCGUCUCAAAAUAACUCGUUCAAGACCAGUUAGUGCGUAGAUUAGAGAUUUGCUUUUUUUUUUAAGCAACUUAUAAAAGGUGGAGAACCUAAAUCUUUUUUUAUGAUUAUUCAGUUAUGUUUUUUUUUAUACAACUUAGAAUGGCAAACAAGCUGAUGGCUUACCUGAUGGAAAGUGGUAACCGUCGCCUAUAGACAUGAGCAGUACCAUGGACAUAACAGAGUAUACUGUUUCGCCCAUGAUACCCCCCAUGCGUUGCCAUUCCUGAGGACUCAGGUGUUAUUCCUGUACCCAGUAAAUUCACUGUCAUUUGUUGAUUUGAAAAAAUCUCAUUUAUCUGAAAGGUUAUACUUACAGAUAGGUUAUACUUACAUAUAGAUCCCUGAGUGGGAUUCCAUGGAUAGAUACUAUCAGUCAGUAACCAACCACUUUUCCUUUUUUGUUUAAACAUCAAUAAUACUAAGAUAUUUUGUUAAUUGUUAAUAAGAUUACAGUGCGCAUAAUCAAGGUUACUGGUGACCCGAGAACUGGUAGCUACACUACCCAUUGUACUUCAAAAUGCUAAUAAAUGUAAUUUGCUAGUUAGAAUAAACAAGCUCGAUGUGAUGCAUUUUAAUUAAGACUUUUAUACUUGAUCUGUUCAUGUAACUUAUUUAAAACUGUACUUAGUAAUAAGUAAUAAAAAAAAAAUAAAAGAA